Molecule: messenger RNA, 6479 nt
Organism: Pungitius pungitius (ninespine stickleback)
Lineage: Eukaryota; Metazoa; Chordata; Actinopteri; Perciformes; Gasterosteidae
Product: axin-2-like
Exons: 11
Coding region: 2411-4870 (819 amino acids)
Biological process (GO): regulation of centromeric sister chromatid cohesion; positive regulation of protein kinase activity; positive regulation of proteasomal ubiquitin-dependent protein catabolic process
Cellular component (GO): beta-catenin destruction complex; nucleus; plasma membrane
Molecular function (GO): molecular adaptor activity; beta-catenin binding; I-SMAD binding
Source: RefSeq, a predicted model, not a curated record
GAUUUAUGCGUGUCUCUAUUUAUAGGGCUCUUUGUAGUGAGGCCGAAUUCGACCUGUCCCUGUAAUAAUAUCUGUCCAAACAGAGGGACAGUUUCGCCCCAUAACCUGUCCCCCACCCCCACCGAAGUCCUCUUUCAAGGGUCUUUUUAUAGGGCCAGGAGCCAAGGACGCCCCUGGUCUCAGGCCGGUCUCAGACCUGGGGUCAGCUCCUGAGGGGCAGCGGUGAAAGAGCCGACCUAUGGGGACCUCCCAUGAACCAUACGGGGGGGGUUGACAAGGCAGGACAUGAGGGUCCAACUGGCCACCGGUAUUAGCAGGGGGUCCACGCCAUCGUCACGGUGAUGGUUUCCACCCUGGUGUGUUUACUGUCAGAGGUCAGGCUCAACCCUCCAAAGUUAACAAAGGCUGACAUUGUCGGGGUCUGUAUAUUAGACAGAUGACCUGUACACCUACUGAAAGACCCAGAGUGUGUAGAAGAGCUUUUAUGGGAUAAGACAUUUUUUGUGUGGACUUGUUUUUUAACUUUGAAUCAUCAGUGUCUCACAUCUGGCCCGGCUUCAGAUGUCAAAUACACUCUACAUCAGUGGUGUCCCAACUUUUUUUUGCUAAAUGUAGCCACAGAGCUGUCUCAGAUGAACUCAAGUACCCCCAAGUAACAUUUAAAUGCUAUUAAAUCGUCACUUUGUUCUGUUUUAGAACUUCAGCCAUCACUCAUUACUAUACUCCCCUGCUAGCUAGACAGCUUUUACUACUUUUGGUGCUUGCGCUGUUGACGGUUGGUUUUCCUGCUUUCGCUAAUUCUCAAUCCAAUCUUUUCACAGACUUUUUAAGUGCUAAUGAACAAGAUUGUGAGAAGGCCGGUCGGGUUAAUCAUUACAUCUCAGAUGUUUAAUAGCCCUUUGUAUUGUGCUCUCAUAUAUCAUUACAAUGUUGUUAUUGUUCUAUAGGCAUGCACGCUGCCUAUUGAUGUAAUUAAAUUACAGGUAUGUGGGAGUCUCACCUUUUGAGCCGGAAUUACUGUUGUGUUUUGUGCAGGAUGUAAGCAUACAGAGUUUAAUGCCUGUCUGUCUGAUUUGUCUAUUCUGGCUAUAUUUUUUUUUUUUUACUUUUUGUGUUAUCUGCUGCACUGUCAGAGCUGCAGAGACGAGUAUUUUAUUGCUUAAAUUAUACAAUAACACGCCUAAGGGAAUUUAUCCAUGGUGAACAGAUGUUUUAAUCUGGAGCAUGCAUGGUCGAUGUGCCUUCACGGCCACUAGUAGGAGCUGUGGAGUGAUGAACGGCGCUGAAAUGUGCCAUUUCCACACGUGUUAUGUGAACGACAUCGGCGGAUUGGGACCUUUUUUAUUUCAAAUGCAUGGGUUUAACAUUAAGCCAGUCGUUGAGUUCUGCAGGAGGGACAUCUCUAUUACCUUUGGAGUGGAGUUUUUAAAAAGGGAUUAAAAGCAUAGUUGUAUUAUUCUCCUGAGCUAUUGUCUUACGUGGCCAAUAAAUCAUACGAGGAUAUGGACGUGCCAUUUGAUGCAAGCCAGUGCAUUCUUUGUGCUUCGGCCGGGUCUCCAGCGGGUUUAUCUCGAGAAACCAUGCGGGUCUUAAAAAGAAAGGAUCCCUGCGUCUUUAAAGUUUAUGUAGCAACAGAGCUUUGUAGCGAUAAUGCUAUUGGGGCGGCGGAUCAGUUACUUCUGCCGCUCCGAAGCCUCGGGGAGUUGGCUCAAGAUUACUUGUCUUUGAUAAGGUCCUCGCUGUGCAGAUGCAACUUCGUGAUCUAGCCACAAAAAAAACUCGCUGUUGGGGACGGGGGUAAAACCUUUAAAUUAUGUUUCACCCGGAGCGAACGCAACUAAUAUGCGCAGCUCGCGACAAUUGUUUUGGUGCUUUUCGGAGGCGUCGCGGGGCAAUUGUUUGUUAUGCAGCUGCCGGGACCUCGGCAGUCGGCUCCUCGCUUUGAAGUGCGCCGCUCCAGCCUGUCGGCUCAGUCGGUGUCGGAGUCGCCUACAAGGAGAGACCUCAACGCGGGGCAUGGCAGCCUGAAGCCAGGGGGAGGAGAAAAAGGAGGCGGCACAGAAAAGCGGCAUUUUUUUUCUUCUUCUUCCCUCCCACCCUCUCCCUCCUCUAGAGUGCUUUUUUUUCUCCUUCUCCCCACCAUAAGCCAACUCGAACCUGGACUGUACGUGGACGCGUCGCGGAGACGAAUACUGUGGAUUACACGCGUUUUUAAAAAAAGAAAAGAAAAAACCUUUUGUGGAUAAAAAUAUAUCAAAGGAAACCCAAGAAGUGGAGUUUAAUUUGAGGGUUGAACUCGUGGAUCGAUGAGAGGAGACGGGCGGCCGGAGAGAAGCUCCCCCCGCUGACUGCAGAGAGUGAGAGGCGAUUACAGCCGAGGCGAACCGAUCACUGCGCUGACUCCUGAGCCAUGAGCCGGGCGCUUAUGGACCACAUCUCCGCUAGUUUCCGAGAAGAUGCUCCUCGACCCCCGGUGCCGGGGGAGGAGGGCGAGGCCCCCCGCCACGCCGGCAAACCGGCGAUGACGAAGCCCCCGCAAAACGCCGUGGUGCUCGGCUCCUCGGCGCGGAGGAACCAGGACGGUCUCGGGGAGCCGGAGGGCAGCGCGUCCCCGGACUCCCCGCUCUCCCGCUGGACCAAGUCCCUGCACUCUCUGCUCGGCGACCAGGACGGCGCGCUCCUCUUCAGGACGUUCCUGGAGCGCGAGAAGUGCGUCGACGCGUUGGACUUUUGGUUCGCCUGCAACGGCUUCCGGCAGAUGGACCUGAGGGAAAGCAAGACGCAGCGGGUCGCCAAGGCCAUCUACAAGCGCUACAUCGAGAGCGACGGCGUGGUGGCCCAGCAGCUCAAGCCCGCCACCAAGACCUUCAUCCGGGAUAAUAUCAAGAAGCAGCACGUGGACUCCGCGAUGUUCGACCAGGCGCAGACGGAGAUCCAAGCCGACAUGGAGGAGAACGCGUACCAGAUGUUUCUGACGUCCGACGUGUACCUCGAGUACGCCAGGACCGGGGGAGAAACCCCCAACCACGUCACCGCCGGCGGCUUGGGCGAGCUGACAGUGGGAUGUGGAUACAUGCCCACGCUCAUCGAGGAGGAGGUGUGGAGUUGUGAUUUCCGAGUCAAAGCGCUGCCGGGCUUGUCUGGGAACGCGCAGGCGGUCACCGCGUCCACGAGGGCGGUGGAGGUGAUGGAGAAGGGACACAGAUCGUACAAGAGAGGAGACCACGUGGGCUUGUUCGCUCCGGCCAGCAGCACCAACGACAGCGAGGUCUCCAGCGACGCCUUGACCGACGACGCCAUGUCUGUGACCGACAGCAGUGUAGAUGGCAUCCCUCCCUAUAAACUGGGCUCCAAGAAGCAGCUACACAGAGAUAUGCAGCGCAACAUGAGGAUGAACAGUCAAGUCUCUUUGCCUGCUUUUCCUCGCACUCUCUGGCCUCCCAAGGAGAUGGUCCCGAUGAAGCCGUCGGAGUUCGCCGCCCAGCUCAUAUCCCGCCUAGAGAGCCUGAAGAGGAAGCAGGACACCAUCAACUCCCUGGAGGAGAUCCAGGAGGAGGAGGAAAGAGACAACGCAGAGACGCAGCUCUCGCCCCACCCCUUCGCCCUCCUCCCCGAGUCCUCUGACGAGGACCCGCAGGCCAUUCUGGACGAGCACCUGUCUCGCGUAUUGAAGACCCCCGGUUGCCAGUCGCCCGCCGUCAUCCGACGCUCGCUGUGCUCCGGGUCCCCGGAGUGUCGGCCCGUCGCGCGGGCCAGCUUCGGGACCAAGGCCCCGGCCAGGACGGGUCCCUGCACCCCGUGCGUGUCCAGUCCCGACCAAGGGGCCAACAGUCCGACGCCGGGUCCCGGCAGGACCUUUGUGAGCCGGCAGAGCACAAAGCACAUCCACCACCACUACAUCCACCAUCACGGCGGGCCCAAGACUCAGGAGCAGAUCGAGAGGGAGGCGGCCCUCAGAGUGCACAGCCUUUGCGGCGUCUCCGGCGGCGAUUGGCAGCCUCACCAGCGCAGCCGCAGCCUGGGCCGGGACAUGUGUGGGGCCGCCUCUACGGACGGCAGCGCGGGGCGCUCCAGCUCUCUGUCCAGGCGCGCGUGUCGUUCGGGGGUCGAGGACUCGGUGGCGGAGAGGUGCGCGGAGGACUGCGGGCCCCUGCAGCUGCCCAGCGACACAACGGACCCCGCCCAGAACGUGCUGCAGUGGAUCCUGGAGAGCAAGCGGCAGAGCAGGCACAAGUCUCACAGCGUCCAGAGCGUCAAAAAGACCUUUGGGGGUUCCUCGGAGCAGACUCACACGUGGGGCGGGGGCGGAAGCUGCGGCCACCUGCGUAGCCACAAGCCAGCCCAGCCAUUCAUCCAGGACCCCACCAUGCCGCCCCUGCCCCCCCCCAACACUUUGGCCCAGCUGGAGGAGGCCUGCCGCAGGCUGGGGGAGGUCUCCACCAAGACCACCAAGCAAAGGCAUCCCAUGUCUGGUCUCCAGCAAGAGAAGAGCCACAUAGUGCCUGUCCAGGCCGAGGGGUCUGCCCCUCCGUCUCUAGCCAAUCCCGUACCCGUCGGCCUCCAUCCGACCAGCCCCGGCGUCCAAUCAGAAGAGGCGAAGGAGGCAAAAAAGGGUUUAGGAGGCGAGAUGGUGGUGACGUAUUUCUUCUGUGGUGAGGAGAUCCCCUACCGGAGGAACAUGAAGAGCCACUGCCUCACCCUUGGCCACUUCAAGGAGCAACUCCGCAAGAAGGGCAGCUACAGGUACUACUUCAAGAAGGCCAGCGAGGAGUUUGCGUGCGGCGCCGUGUUCGAGGAGGUGUCGGACGACGGCUGCUUGCUGCCCACCUACCAGGGCAAGAUCCUGGGCAAGGUGGAGAGGAUGGAGUGAGACCUCCCCCUGCUGUGGAUUUACGGACCCAUCAAAGCGCCGUGGAUGUACUCCCCUUCAUGUGCCCACACGCACGCACACGCACACACACACACGCACGCAGUAUGGGCCUGUAAGCCAAGGCUGUCGGACUGGACAUGCCGUCGAAGGAAUAUUAGAGCGGUUCAGAAACGAGAGGAAGGAGGACGAGUCAUCGCCAUUACAGGACUGUCACGUGAGCGGCAGCCCGCCGCGACGUGAAGAAAAAUCAAAGGGUGUUUGUUUGUGUGUGUGUAUCACGUGUGUGUGUGUAUAUGUUUCCAGAAGAGGAAACUCAAAAGACUUUAGGGGAAUGACCACUCCUCAAAGAAGCCGUUCGGGUGGCGUUCAGACCUGAGACUGGCAGCCUACCCGAGCCCCGCCUGUGCUGCCACUCGCUAGCUACCCUGCUAGCGUGUGUGUGUGUGUGUGUGCGCAGAUAUACAUGUACAUUGUAACGUGAUGCUCGUGUUGCUGUGUAAAGAUUUAUUGCUAUUUAUUGGAAGCGUCCCUGCCCCGUCUCCAUUAUUCCUCCAUGGACACGCUGCUUGUAGUUGAGAAACUUCUCCAAUUUUCCACAUCUGUGAUUUUUUUUUUUUUUCUUUCUUCUGUUGUCUCCCCCCCUCUCCCCCUCCUCCCCUUCCCCAUCCUGCUGAGCAUUAGUUCUCAAGCAAAAGACAUGACUUUUAUUCAUUUUCCGCCCCUCAUCUUGAACUGUAAACUUCAGAAAUACCUCUUCAAAGAAGCCACUCCUCUUCCUGGAGAUUUAGCGGGACACCAUCUCUGAUCUCUCUGAGGGAGAGCUUACUGCUGAGGCUUUGAGAAUGGCUCUCUUAUCACUUAAAAGUUUGAUAAUAUAUUUACUACUGCAGUGCUAUUUGUCGCCAUCUGCUCAGAGUGUACUACGAGGAGGGGGGAAGAAAAAGAACAAAAAUGCCAUUAAUGUUUAAUUCAAAGCUAGCCUUGAUCCGUCGCGUCUUAGUGCCUUUGUUUCAGUGGCGCAGGCAUCGCACAAAUAGCCUACGUAUUAACGAAGAGGAAACUGCCCUGAACAUGGUCCUAGAGUCCCCAAAAUGUGUUUACGCCCAUAUUAAUAUUUACCAACACAAAGCUCUAUAGCGUGCUGCCCAACAUGCUUACCGAUGUGAUUGUGUGACUGAGUAGGGUUACUGUGUGUGUGUGUGUGUGUGUGUGUGUAUGUAUGUGUGUGUGUGUGUGUGUGUGUUUGAAACCUGCACUAUGAGCUGCAGGCGAUGAUGAUGAUGAUGAUGGUGAUUUUUACACUAUGUCCGUAGUGUUCUAAUUGAGUACAGUAGCUGUGCCUACAUGGAUUCUUGCCGUGUUUUACCCAAUUUUGCGGGUCCUGUUACUCCCUUGGUUUUUACAAGGGGCCUUACAUUGAAAAGAUAUUUUUAUGCCUUUUUAGUAUCCAUUUCAUGUUUUAUGUUUUAUAAUAUUUUUCAUGGCUUCCUUGGCUCCACUUGUAAACUGUAAAUUAUGCAUUCUAUAGAGCUCAGUUAAAAAGAUGCCUCGGUACAUUAAUUAUUGUAAUUAUGAAGAGAAGUAGCCUUUAUUAAAAUCUAUUUUUCAA